This is a messenger RNA of Syngnathoides biaculeatus (alligator pipefish), 2835 nucleotides long. RefSeq names its product sentrin-specific protease 7-like. Gene Ontology annotation, molecular function: SUMO-specific endopeptidase activity. The coding region runs from base 634 to 2766 and encodes 710 amino acids. Lineage: Eukaryota; Metazoa; Chordata; Actinopteri; Syngnathiformes; Syngnathidae. The transcript is spliced from 21 exons. Gene Ontology annotation, biological process: protein desumoylation. Gene Ontology annotation, cellular component: nucleus; cytoplasm. The record is from RefSeq and is a predicted model, not a curated record.
GUCGAAUGUGGCCCCCGACCUCAAAUGAGUUUGACGCUAAAAUGGUCCAAAACGUUUCGACAUCAUUGACGUAAUGAAUCUACGUAAAUAGCGCACGGCGUUUACGUAACAUGCAGCGAAAUUUGUGGAACACAAUAAAGCUGUUUUCUGGGGGGGACUCGACUUGUAACCUUUCACGAGCCGCAAACGUCUUAAGUUCGCGGUACGUCCUUCGACUUUACUGGUUUGAGAACGUCGAACGCGAGCAGCUCGCUUGCCGGGUCUACUCGCCGGCCGGCUGAACAGGCUAAGCAAGCUAACCAAGCUAACCAACCGACAUGGCUCCAUAGAGCCAGGGAGCUAGCUUGGGGAUACCAACUGCAGACAGUCGGUUGCUUGGUUCUCACGAAAAGUUCGCCGUUGAGGCCGUUCAUAGUGUUCCCCUCUGCAAAACGCUUAUGGACGAACGGAAUUUUUCAAAAUGGGAAAAAUCCCCAAGAAGACGUCGAACGCAGCAUCAGACUUCAACCACUAACACUCACUGCAGAGCUCCGUGCCUAACGUCAAGAUCUGAAAUCUGUGCGCGGGUGGAGUCAUGGCCACCUCCAACGCCAGAGGCCCAAUGGUAAACUGUAUUUUAAAGACGUUGUCAGGAUGCUGAUGGGACUGGAGGGACCGCUCAGUGAAACGUCGACCACUCCCACAGCAGCAGGGGGGAGUAACAGCCAAUCACAGGGGUCAACGGAAACUGCAUCGCCCAUGUUACACAGAUGGCGCCCAAAGCGCGCCUCAGACCAUUAUCUACAGCCUGUUUCAGAGUGUCUUCUUCCACAGAAGUGUGAAUAUAUAGGCAAAAGUGUUUCUUCACCUGAUAAACGUGUUUUUGUGGUGGCGUAUGACUUGCUGAAUGAGCUGAGAGGACACCUGCAUGAUGGGAGUUUAAGUUCCUCUUUGCAGGCAUAUAAAACACUACAAAAAGCUGAUAUUAUGCAGGAGUCUACUUCUACUACAAAGGAAGCGUCUUCGUCACUAGAGACAAUAGCUCACGCUGAUCGCAUGCUCAACAGGAAGUCCAACAGGAGCAAGUCAAAUGAGGAGCCGGGAGAGGAAGAGAGAGAGAUAUGGAUGGCCUUUUGCCGGAAGAAGAAAACCAGCAGGGUGGCUGGCCUUUAUCCCCGGAGCAGGAAACCAACUCGAUCGGAGCCCAUUGUUUUAUCCAGCGAAGACGAGCCGGAUGACCGUGACGAGGGCGGCCCGAUGGACCAGACCCCUCUUUGCAAUCAAAUACGUCAUCAGACACGAGGAGACCUGCAGCUGCCGUUGUUUCUGGAGCUGGACUUUUUGUCGCUUUACUUUGGCUUGAUGCAGUCUGACGCCAGCGGGAAAAUGAAGAUUACAUCUAGCGGAAUUGUUCUCCCACUUAAAGCAGGAGUGGAAGAAAGCGAAGUGACUGUGGUUGCGUCACAACUGCUAGGCUACGGUUUAUGGGAUGGCGGCGUAGCUCUGGAUGGGACUCUGCUAGAUGAUCUGGUAGGACCCGCGCCAUCACUCCUCUUCCUGUGGGUGACGGAUGCUCAGGCCAAUGUGCUGCACAGGGAGAUUGGCCUCAUCCAGAGUACCAGUACCACAGGCCCACCAUGCUCCAUCCUUCUACUGGUGAUGACAGAGCAGCUUCAAGAGUCCCAGGCUGCUCUGUUAGUAUCUAUGUUGGAGAUGACGGAGUUCAAGGAAGGCCGCUCCCCUACAGGAGGGGGCCUGAGCUCCCCUCUGGACUGGACUGAUGGGCUGCUGCUCAUCCACAGUUGCCCCGCUCCACUGGACGAACACCUCCUUCGUCUGCUGGGCCAGUUGCCAGAGAUGUCCAAUCCGCUGAGACGAAGCUGCAGAAAACGGGCAUCUGCUUUGGAGGUGGCCAGCAGGUUGAUUCAGUAUCCGGCGGCACCCUCCAAAGGCCGGAUCACAGUGACAAAGGAGGACUUAGCCUGUCUGGACAGUGGCCAGUUCCUUAAUGAUGUUAUCAUAGACUUCUACCUCAAAUUCCUCCUCCUGGAGGGUGGUGGCCGUGCCGUGGCUGAGCGAAGUCACAUCUUCAGUAGUUUCUUCUUUAAGCACCUCAGCAGUCGGCAAACCUCCAGUGAGGGUGCUGUUGUCGUCCACGAUCAGUACAUGAGGCACCAGAGGGUAAAGACAUGGACUCGCCAUGUUGACAUUUUCACAAAAGACUUCCUGUUUGUGCCCAUCAAUAAGGAAGCUCACUGGUUCCUGGCGGUGGUUUGUUUCCCCGGUCAGGAUGGCACUCAUUAUGAACAGCGUACAAGUGCGACCAAGCUCCUCAGUAUGGGAUCAAAGCAGCUACCGGUAAAUAUAACAGACAACAGAGACGAGCCAUGUACAGAGCAAGGUUGCACAAGGACACUCACACUAACUCGGCCAUGCAUCCUGGUAAUGGACUCUCUGAAAGUACAGCAGCAUGAAAAUGUUUGCAAGCUACUGCGAGACUACCUGCAGGUGGAGUGGAAGGAACGUAGAGGGCUACAUCGCGUCUUCACUUCAGACAGCAUGCACAGCUACACCUGCAGUGUCCCACAGCAGGACAACAGCAGCGACUGCGGUUUGUACCUGCUGCAGUAUGUGGAGAGCUUCUUUCAGAACCCUGUGGUGCACUUUGACCAACCUCUACAUUUGGACCGUUGGUUUCCACGACAACGGGUCCGGCAGAAACGUCAAGAGAUUCGAGACUUGAUUAAGAGGCUUCACAGGAGUCAGUCACAGGCUGAAAUUAUUUGAUGAUUGUACAGUAUUUUUCUUUAAAUAUGUAUUUAUUAAUUUCCUUCAGCUAGACAAUAAAACAUGAUC